AUGUCCCUCAUUAAACAAUACCAAAACAAACUGGUUGAGGCAGUUACAAACGAUGGGAGGAUUUUUAUUGGUACAUUGAUCGGUUACGACAACCCCUCAAACAUCGUCUUGCGCGAGUGUAUCGAGCGUGUUUUUUCAAAAUCUGGUGUUUCUGUCAUUCCCUGUGGACUUCUAGUACUUCGUGGUGAUGAGAUUAUUCUAAUUGGUGCUCUCGAUGAACAGAAAGACUCCUCCGUUGAUUGGCCUUCUGUGAUUGCAAACCCUCUUGCUCAUGCUUUGAUUUGA
This is a messenger RNA of Entamoeba invadens IP1, 285 nucleotides long. Its product is annotated as lsm1, putative. The transcript has 2 exons. Gene Ontology annotation, biological process: mRNA splicing, via spliceosome. The record is from RefSeq and is a predicted model, not a curated record. Gene Ontology annotation, cellular component: precatalytic spliceosome; U4/U6 x U5 tri-snRNP complex; U6 snRNP. The coding region runs from base 1 to 285 and encodes 94 amino acids. Gene Ontology annotation, molecular function: RNA binding. Lineage: Eukaryota; Evosea; Mastigamoebida; Endamoebidae.